Punctularia strigosozonata HHB-11173 SS5 is the source of this 540-nucleotide messenger RNA. Its product is annotated as diadenosine tetraphosphate asymmetrical hydrolase. Gene Ontology annotation, molecular function: catalytic activity. The record is from RefSeq and is a predicted model, not a curated record. NCBI's taxonomy places the organism in Eukaryota, Fungi, Basidiomycota, Agaricomycetes, Corticiales, Punctulariaceae. Bases 1 to 540 code for a protein of 179 amino acids. The transcript is spliced from 3 exons.
AUGAGCGCGAUACUAUUCUCGACUAUCGACGUCUCCCGCCAAGUCUUCUACCGAUCAUCAUUGUCGUACGCCUGCGUUAAUCUCAAGCCGAUUGUCCCCGGUCAUGUCCUGGUCAUCCCGAACAGGCCGGUCCCAAGGAUAGCGGACCUGAAUGCGUCCGAGCUGGCCUCGCUCAUGAUCUCCGUGCAGCGUGUCGGAAGCGUUCUCGAGCGCGCCUACGGCGCGCACGGCCUCACGGUUGCGUGCCAGGACGGCAAGGCCGCUGGGCAGUCCAUCCCUCACGUUCAUUUCCAUCUUCUGCCCCGACGGCUCGCCGGCGAUCGCUUCUCUGGGGAUCGCAACGAUGAAAUCUACCCUGCCCUGGAGCACGCCGAGACCGAGCUCAGGGGCGCCGCCGAGGAGACGAACAAGGGGCGAGAGCGGUUGCGCGUGGAUGCAGACGAAAAUCGCAAGCCGCGCUCGAAGGAGGAGAUGGAGGAAGAGGCGAAGUGGCUCAUGGGAUUCUUCGAGGACGAGUCGGAGGACUCGAAGGCAUGUUGA